This is a messenger RNA of Hyla sarda, 2574 nucleotides long. RefSeq names its product lectin, mannose binding 1 like (gene LMAN1L). NCBI's taxonomy places the organism in Eukaryota, Metazoa, Chordata, Amphibia, Anura, Hylidae. Gene Ontology annotation, molecular function: D-mannose binding. The transcript has 14 exons. Gene Ontology annotation, cellular component: endoplasmic reticulum membrane; endoplasmic reticulum-Golgi intermediate compartment; COPII-coated ER to Golgi transport vesicle. Gene Ontology annotation, biological process: endoplasmic reticulum to Golgi vesicle-mediated transport; Golgi organization; endoplasmic reticulum organization. The coding region runs from base 208 to 1818 and encodes 536 amino acids. The record is from RefSeq and is a predicted model, not a curated record.
UGAUUUUACAUUUAUAAAAACUACUUCACUCUGCAUUUUUUCAAUUUUUCAGACAUGUUUUUAGUUUUUUGUUCAUGGUUUCAAAAUUUCUGGAAAAUGUACAUCUCUGUUUGGGAGUUGUAAUUUUGCAACAGCUGUAGGCACACUGGUUAGGAAACACUGUUGCAAAGUUUCAGUAAAAUUGAUAGUUGACUAAUACACCUUUCCAUGUGUGGGAAUAUCCAUCUGUUACAUUUCUUUCAAAGUGUCCUUUACCCAAUCAGCAAAUGCCGGGUUUGCUUCUGUUCUAACCCUCCUACUUGUGCUCCCUGCCUAGUGUCUCUCUCCUCUGGUUAUUGCCCUCUGGCUGUCCCAGUUGACUUACAGAUGGGUUUCCCUGAAUGGAUUUUGCUUCUGUCCCUUCUUGCCCCUUGCUUCUUAGCACAGGAUGUGCCGGCUCAUCGCAGGCUUGAGUACAAGUACAGUUUCAAGGGGCCUCACAUCACCCUUCCUGAUGGAUCCAUACCUUUCUGGGAGACAUAUGGAGAUGCAAUUGCUGGUCCUGAUGAAGUUCGCCUUGUUUCAUCACUGAAAAAUCACAAGGGCUCAAUGUGGACGAAGAAUAAUUCUUCAUUUCCACACUGGGAGGUGAAGAUGUCUAUAAGGAUCUCGGGUCAUGGACAUGAAGGAGCCGAGGGACUGGCUUUUUGGUAUACCAGGGAAAAAGGAGGGCUGGGUACAGUAUACGGCUCAACAGAUCUUUGGGAUGGAUUGGCCAUCAUUUUUGACACAUUUGACCAUGAUUUUAAGGGAAAUAAUCCAGCUAUAGUCAUUGUGGGCAAUAAUGGCAAGCUUCAAUACGACCAUUUGUGGGACGGCUCGACUCAGGCACUAGGCACUUGUGUGAAAAAUUUCAGGAACACAAUCCGCCCAUUCAGGGUAAAAAUAACAUAUUACAAAAGGACUUUACGCGUCUUUGUACAGACUGGGUUUUCUCCCAGUGACAGUGCCUAUGAGCUGUGUGCUGAGGUGGCAAACAUGGUGGUCCCAUCCACUGGAUACUUUGGAGUCUCUGCAGCUACAUCAGCACUAGCAGAUGACCAUGAUGUUCUCUCUUUUAUGGCGUACAGUUUAAGCACAACUUGGGAAGAGUCUCCAGGAAGUCAGAUCCCAGAGGAGGAGAGGAAAAGGUUUGAGAAAGAAUAUGAGGAAUUUCAAAAGGAACUGGAAAAGAACAUGGAAGACUUCCAGAAGAAAAAUCCUGUACAAGAUGAGGAUCGCUUUGAAUCUGACAGUCAACGGGAACUAGAGAUGAUACUUCUUGGACAGUCUCGGUUGCUGGAGGAGGUGCGAGUACUGAAAACCAGAAUGAACAUGACUGUAGAGGAACAGAUUAGACACAGAGAUAUUUUAAGUCACUCUAAAGCCAAUGAGACCACCACUGUAAGCCUGGAGCAUGCACACAGUAGUCUUGAUACUGUCAUGAAUGGAAUGCCAGAUCUUCUGACCAUGAUAAAGGACCUCAAAAAAGAUAUUAAACAAAUGGCCAAAGACCUGUCUUCAUCGAAGCAGCAAGUCAGCACUACUAAAAGUCCAAGUGAAUUGAAGGAUAACUUCGACAAGAUAAGGAAAAGCCUACAGAGCCUUGUAAAAAGUCCAGCGAGCUCACCUACAUCGCCAUGUUCCUCAAGCAAUACUCACUCUUCCUGUUUGUCUAGUGGAGUUUUCCUUACAUUUCUCUUGCUUCAGAGUGUGUGCACAGUGGCUUUCAUGUUCUGCAGGACCAGAUGGGAAAGCUUUCAUCCCCCAAACACAUCAAUGAGACUUGGGCACCCCUGAUGUCAACAGAAGUCAAACAAAAUCAGCUCCUAAGAAAUUUUACUGAAGAAUGGAAGGCAAAGAGAGUGAGAAAAGGAGAGACAGUCCCUCCUGGAAGAAACAACCACAACCGAUGCAACCAUUGUCAAAACUUCUACAUGGGAAAAGAAUUAUAGAGCUACAAGCAGUAGAGAAAGUCCUCCUGCCAUAUUGAGGACUAGAGAUGAACGAAGUUACAGUCAUUCGAUUCAGUGACUUCUCGGCUUGGCGGUUGCGGACUUUAGCCGGCAUAAAUUAGUUCAGCUUUCAGAUGCUCCGGUGGAUACAGUCCUAGGAGAGAGUCUCCAGCCCACCGGAGCACCUGAAAGCUGAACUCAUUUAUGCAGACUAAAGUCAGCAACCGCCAAGCCGAGAAGUUCGUGACGAAUCGAAUCACUGUAACUUCGCUCAUCUCUAUUGAGGACCUUGUUGUUUCUUAGACUUUACUGCAUUCUUGAACUGGUAAAAUAUAAUGCUCUUUGAAAAGGGAACUGUACAUUGGCUAUUGCCCAGUGACUGUACAAUAAAUAUGGGUCUUCAUAUCCAUUAUACAUUUAUCCAGAAACCUUGUAUAAAACCAACAAUAUUAAAAUUGUGAAUGUUUUCUAUUCAGGGUGCUUAAUAAUAUGCUAAAUUAAUCUAUCUUUUGGGAGAAUAGAUAGCUACACAUGCUCAUUGUAGUCUCCACAAGUCUUUAUAUGUUGUUAAUGUUACAGAUUAUUUGCUGAUCUGGUCAUC